This is a messenger RNA of Durusdinium trenchii, 386 nucleotides long. The record is from the annotation of a GenBank genome assembly. Lineage: Eukaryota; Dinophyceae; Suessiales; Symbiodiniaceae.
CUGAGCUGGAUGAUCCCACCACAAAGUCCGCCGAACGCCCAUGGCAGCGGCCUGCAAACUCACCAUGGCAUCAACUUUGGAUGCUGGAUUGCCUCAGCUGUCACUCCUUGUGCCACUUCUUGCGCUGAUUCUGAGUCAUGACUGCCUACCCUGCCUCGCCUCCCCUCGGAGAGGUUUCUCGCCCCAACGCUCUUCAGAACCGCUGACGAGAGGCGCUCGACGGGCGCUGGGCGAGGAACUCCUCGCGGUGGUUUCACCUCUGAAAGCCGAGGAGAAUGAGCUGGAGCUCUCAGUUUGGUACUUCGGAACAAUGGGGGCCCCCAAAAUGACCCCCACCAGGAGCAGUGACCCUUUGAUAUCCCAGGAUGAGGUCACUUAGUCCCUAA